Molecule: messenger RNA, 3651 nt
Organism: Fonsecaea erecta
Lineage: Eukaryota; Fungi; Ascomycota; Eurotiomycetes; Chaetothyriales; Herpotrichiellaceae
Exons: 1
Coding region: 1-3651 (1216 amino acids)
Biological process (GO): nucleoside metabolic process
Molecular function (GO): catalytic activity; protein binding
Source: RefSeq, a predicted model, not a curated record
AUGAAGCAGCCCGGCACACGGAUCGAAGAUGUGACGGUUGGCUGGAUUUGUGCUCUCCAUAUUGAGCUUGCCGCUGCAAGAGAAGCUUUGGACGAAGAAUACGAACGCAUAGAUGAAGUGGCGCAAUACACUUUGGGACGCAUCGGCAGACACAAUGUGGUUGUGGCCAGCCUCCCAGCGGGUCAGCUCGGCACAAGUGCGGCUGCAGCCGUAGCCGUCCACAUGCAAAGGACGUUCCCUGCUCUCCAAUAUGGGUUCAUGGUAGGAAUUGCGGGCGGCGUUCCAAGCACGAGUGCAGACAUUCGCCUUGGUGAUGUUGUCAUCAGCCACCCACAGGGCCGUUAUGGGGGCGUCGUGCAGUAUGACUUUGGGAAGACCGGAUCUGGGGGGAGACAACUCUCAACCGGCUACCUCAACUCUCCACAUCCGGUCCUCCUGCAGGCCGUGGCAACAAUGCGAUCUACCAUGGCUGCUGGUCGCGGCAACAUCCGGUCUUACAUGUCUUCUCUAAACAAGCGCGGUCUAUUUCCCCGUCCUGCCCCAGAUACAGAGAGACUGUUCGACGCUUCCUAUGACCACGUCAUGGGUGUCACAUGCGACAAAUGCCUCAAAGACAAGAUGAUUGAAAGGGUUGUGAGAAAAUGCCCGGACGAGAUCGUCAUACACUUCGGGACAGUUGGGUCUGGAAAUCAAGUUAUCAAAGAUGGUUUGACACGAGAUCGUAUGAGCGCCGAACAUGGAGGCGUCCUAUGUUUCGAAAUGGAAGCAGCUGGCUUGAUGAACAUAUUUCCCUGCCUUAUUGUUCGAGGCAUCUGUGAUUAUGCUGACUCUCACAAGAACAAGAGCUGGCAGCCUUUUGCUGCCGCGGCUGCCGCAGCAUGCGCCAAGGAUAUCCUUUCCUACGUACCUACAGCCUCGCGAAACCCAGAAAAUGAACUAUAUCCCAAGCCGCCCAUGGUAUCCGAAGUCGGGACCUCAAACGACGGCGCUACGUUGUCACAAAUAAGCGAGGUAAGAAGUGGUGCGAACAGCAGUCGUUUAGCUGAGGAGGCCGGACUUGACCAGUCGUCACUAUUUACAAAGUCCUCGCUCACGGCCAAAGAGCUAGACACCUACCAUGAGGCCUUGGGCUUUCGUGAAAUCAAUGCCCGCCACGCCACCAUCCAAGAUGCACAUUCUGAGACCUGUAGCUGGCUUCUUGAACGGCCAGAAUAUCAAGAUUGGCUGGACUGGAACAAGCAGCCUGAGCACCAUGGGUUCUUCUGGAUCAAAGGGAUUCCAGGGACGGGCAAGUCGACGAUCAUGAAAUUUGCUAUGGAAUUCGCAAAGGGGCGGAUGGUUGACACAAUUGUGAUAAAAUUCUUUUUCAACGCGCGAGGCAGCGACCUUGAGAAAAGCGUGCUUGGAAUGUACCGAUCACUCUUGUUUCAACUCCUUGACGAACUUACGGAUCUCCGAGAGGUCUUCGCAUUACUCCCGCCGAAGUUUUCAGACGACCAGUCCUCGUAUGUAUGGGACGUGGAGGUCCUCCAGGGUUUGUUUGGCCACGCUGUGAAAAGGUUGGGCCAUCGCUCCCUGAUGUGCUUCGUAGAUGCUCUGGAUGAAUGUGAAGAGAGGCAAAUCCGAGAGAUGAUUACAUUCUUCGAGGACCUGGGCGACGUGGCAGCAGCGGCGGGGCUGAAACUACGGACAUGUUUCUCAAGCAGACACUAUCCCCACGUCACGCUGGCGCAUAGUGUUUCUCUCGUGUUGGAACACCAAGAAGGCCAUCAAAAUGACAUUGUCAAGUAUGUCAAUGGUAAGCUGAAAGGAACCCACGGCAGGCUCCUUGAUGAUGUAAAAAAGGAGAUCUGUCAAAGGUCAUCUGGUAUUUUCCUUUGGGUCGUCCUCGUGGUCCACAUCCUGAAGAAAGACGCCGAUGAUGGCCGCAUACAUGCAUUGAAGAAACGCCUGGACGAAAUCCCCGAUGGAUUGGACCGAUUGUUUGACGACAUGUUGACCAGAGAUAGCCACGAUGUGGAGAGCCUGAUUCUAUGCUUGCAGUGGGUCCUGUUUGCAAAACGGCCAUUAAAACCGAUCGAGCUCUUCUACGCCAUCUCGACAGGUGUCGAUCCCGAAUCGAUUGUGCAGAUAACACCCGACGACAUCGAUCCAGAAAGUAUUCGAAAUUUCGUCUUGAGAUCCUCGAAAGGACUUGCAGACAUCACCAAAGGCGAAGGGAAAACUGUCCAGUUCAUCCACGAAUCUGUGAGGGACUACCUUCUGAAGACGCAUAGCCUUGGACGGGUUCGGGCUAACCUCCCAUUCACUUUCACCGGGACUAGCCAUGAGAGACUGAAGAAGUGUUGUCAAGAUUACAUCGACAUCACCCUCCCUUCGGGUCCGGAGGACUCACUGCCCUUCAAGUAUCUGGCGAAGCUGGUUGAUGAUGGACCCCGCCUGACUUCGAAAUCCCAUCCGUUUCUAGAGUACGCGGUUCGCAGUAUACUAUUCCAUGCCGAGACCGCCGCUGAACAUGGAGUGGAACAGGAGGCCUUUGUCGAAGAGUUUCCCUGCAAACUCUGGGUGACACUAAGUGACCUUUUUGUCGGGGACAGCACUCAGCGUUAUCGUUCCUCCGUGAGCCCCUUGUAUAUUUUCGCCUACGAGUGCACCACCAAUCUGGUUAAGAUCGAAGCCAGAAGGGUACCACAGAUAGAUAUCAAGGGCGGGUAUUACGGUUAUCCACUGAACGCGGCAAUAGCCCGCAGGAACAUGCAAACCCUCGAUGCUCUUUUAAUAGCAGGAAGCAACGAUUUGACAUCCAACGACUCGAUUCAGGAUCCGGCAUUCUAUGUCACUGACGAGCAACGCAAGGCUGCCAUCAAGGACUGCUUGACGAGCGGCGUCGACAGGGAUCAAACGCUUUUGCGCUGGGCCGCGGAACAUGACAAAGUUGACUUGGUCAAGAUCUUGUUAGGCACCAAGAAAGUGGCCAUCGAGUCUAAGAGCGACCUGGGGGAGACACCACUGUCCCUCGCGGCUCGCUGUGGGCAUACAAGCAUAGUCAAGUUGCUGCUUCGGACCGGCAAUGUGGACAUGGAGUCCAAAAACGACUUUGGACAGACGUCAUUAUUGCAGGCUGCCAGUUGGGGACGCGAGGCAGUGGUGGAGACUCUGCUCGAGAGUGGCACGGUGGAUAUCAACUCGGCCGACUCAGAUGGCUUGACACCUUUAGCGUGGGCGGCACGCGCCGGACAUGAAUCAGUGGUGAGGCUUCUCCUCGAAACAGGGAAGGUUGACAUUGAAAGCAAAGACCUAAGCGGACGAACACCCAUGUCCUGGGCAUCAGCGAGGGGCAGUGCAGCGGUGGUAGGGCUGCUUCUGGUCUUUUGGGUCACAGCAAAUAUAUCAAAAGGCAAGACUUUGGACAUGGAAAGACUCGGGUUGAAUGCAAAGGACUUGCGAGGAAGCACACCUCUCCACGGCGCGGUUCAGGCCAAUGCUCUCGAGGUGGUUAAAUUCCUGGUCUCGCUCGACGAGGUGGAUCUUGAAGCUUGCAACAAGAAGAAUCGAACGCCGGUGCAGAUCGCCCAGAGUCUAGACUUCUUCGAAGUUACGGAGGUGUUACUGGAAGCCCAACGCGACCGAGAGAAACGACAAGCUUCUUAA